UUUGAUAAAUAUAAAAUUUCAGAGAAAGAAAUGGGUAUAUUGAGUCGAUCUGUUGGAUUGUUUAGUUCAAAUAGACCAAAUAUAACGAUACAACAGCUUUCUACGUUUCCUAGACAUGGCGGCUUUAAGGUGAUAUUGAGCAGAUUUCAAAACUUUAAGGAAAAGUUUAUUUUUGAAUCAAUUCUCUUUCUGAGAAAUUCAAUCUUGCAAGUGGAUUACAUUACAUCUUUGAGAUUAAAGAGGAUGAACUCUCUAUGUGGACUUUACACUAGAUUGUAUGAAAAAGAAAAGCUUCUAGAAAUAAUGAGAUCACUUUCUAGAAGCUUAAGAAGCAGAUCGAGAAGACUAGCCUGGGGUGCAACAGUUUUCGGUGUUUUUGAUUGGGAAAAGCAUAAGGUUCUUGAUGAUGAAAUGAUAAAAUUUUCGCGAGACCUGGAAACCUGUCAACAUCUGACCAAGAAUACUCUGACCUGCGUCACAUGUGGACUAAGAUACGCAAUAGAGAAACGUAUUGAUGACGUCAAAUAUUGCCAAUGCAAAGAUGCUCCGAGUUCUGUGUACGGUGUAGGGAAGGAGAAGGGGGAUUGGGUUCCCUUUCUUGAGAGAAAGGAUAUCAUUGUCUGGAGGAAGGAGCAUCCAGAUUUGAAAGGAAUGUAUAUCUACAAAAUGUACGGAAGAUUUGACGACGUAUCAGCUGAUGAAUAUCUCAGAGUUCAGCUGGAUAUGUCAGAAUUUAGAUUAAAUUGGGACACAAGCACUGCUCAAUGCUUCGUUUUAGAACGCAAAGCAGAAACUAAUCAAGAGGUUUACUAUUGGGAAGUUAAUUGGCCCAGAUUUUUCUCAAACAGGGACUAUUGUUGUGUACGACAAUAUUACCGAGACCCUGUAUCUGGAACUACUGUACUUAUCUCCCGUAGUACUCAACAUACACAAUGUCCCGUCAAAAGAAAAUGUUUGCGUGUAGAAGAUUAUAACUCUGUUUUAACUGUUAAACCGUUUACUAAACCAGACCAGCUUGGGAUAGAGUUUUGUUUAACAGGGUUUGAGAAUCCAGGCGUUCAGUUGCCGGAAAGUAUAAUUACCUGGGUUGCUAUCAGAGGAAUGCCGGAAUUCAUGUUGAACCUCAGGAAUGCUUGUAUUAAGAUAAGAAAUUACGAGGCGCCCACUAUCGAAUCCCAAUCUUCAUCCAGCGCAAGGAGCAGUCACAGUUCUGCAGCAGAAACCAACAAUAAUACCUACAUCAAUUCUUCAUCCAGGAUAUACGCGUGAUUUAAAUUUUACCUUUUUUUGUUGUUCAGAAGUUAGAUUUAUUGAUUUUUGAUUUCAUAAUCUUGUUCUAGUCUU
Eurytemora carolleeae is the source of this 1344-nucleotide messenger RNA. Its product is annotated as phosphatidylcholine transfer protein. Lineage: Eukaryota; Metazoa; Arthropoda; Copepoda; Calanoida; Temoridae. The record is from RefSeq and is a predicted model, not a curated record. Gene Ontology annotation, molecular function: lipid binding. The coding region runs from base 31 to 1269 and encodes 412 amino acids. The transcript has 16 exons.